Molecule: messenger RNA, 6278 nt
Organism: Podarcis raffonei (Aeolian wall lizard)
Lineage: Eukaryota; Metazoa; Chordata; Lepidosauria; Squamata; Lacertidae
Gene: DDN
Product: dendrin
Exons: 2
Coding region: 3261-5237 (658 amino acids)
Source: RefSeq, a predicted model, not a curated record
CUGCAGUUGCCCUGCCACCACACCUGACCACUGGGCAUGCUGGCUGGGGCUGAUGGGAGUCCCAAGCACAUCUGGAGUUACCACAGCAGAAGGGGGGUCCUCUUUCUCAGGGGCUGAGCCAGCGAGGAACAUAGUGCGUGCUAAGUCAUGUGUCCCGCCACUGAUGUGUGCUGCGCCCCCUAGUCUCCCUCAGGAAUGGGGAACCUGUUCCCCCUCCAAUGCUGCUGGACUCCAGCUCCCAUCAUGCCUGAUCAUUGGCCAUGUGGGUUGGGGCUGCUCGGAACUGGAGUCCAACAUCAUCUGGUGGGUCACAGUUUCCCCAUUCCUAUUCUACCAGCUUUUGCAGUUCCUUAACGGACAGGAUUUGGGCCACUGCACCUUUCCUCCUUGGUGUGCUGCAGUGAUGGGAGAUGAAACACAUGGAGAACAGCUCAGUGGCAGCGCAUCUGCUUGGGGAAGGUCCUUGCUCCAAUCCUGACCACCUCCAGGUUGGACUGGAAGAGACUCCUAUCCGAAAAGCUGGAAAGCCUCCAUCAGCAUAGACAAUAUUGGGAUAGGCAGAUGAACAGUGUGACUUGGCAUACUUCCUAUCUGCCAACACUUCCCCUGCUGCACCAUUACUAAUCGUGCAGGAAGCCAGUUCUAAGUUUUGAGGACUCUUGGACAAGGUCCCCAGUGGGUCUCCUUCAUCUUCCCUGCUUCCACUGCCCAUUUAUUUGCUUCUCCCUUGAAGCCCAACCAUUUCCCAGAGAAAGGAUAGCUUAGAUAUGCAGAGGUUACUGCUCUCCAAGACAGGGCAGAUCAGGGCCAGCCCAACUCAUUGGCACCUGAGGCAGAUUCCAAAAUGGCGCCCCUUUUGUGAGGAAACAAGGUAGGAAGAAAGACUACUCUUGGGAUCUGCUACCCUAGUGGAUCCUGCCACCUGAGGCAGUCGCUUCCCCUUGCCUCAUGGGGGGUGGGGUGGGGGUGGACCUGGGGCAGGAAGAAAUAGCAAGGAGGCGGCACAGCAGAACUAGGAACAACCUGAGAUUGGUGGCUGGCCCCCUCUUGGCGUAUGAGACUCUGCAGGUGACUGCGUUGAAUCGGACAGCCUUCCCCUCCCUAGACAUUGUGAGGCCUGAUUCCCAAGGCAUCUGUGAUAGUGCAAAGUGCUUGCAGUUUGGGACCCACAAAUCGGAGACAGCCCAAAAUGUUUUGGUACCUCAAGGCAGAAGAUCCAAAUGGUGAGACUCAAUAGUUAAAUCAUUCACCAUCUGCUGCCUUUUAAUGGUAACCCCAAGAUUUCACCUCUGGUGUCAGGGCGGGCCCAAGACAUUUCGCUGCUGCAGGUGGAGCAGCAAAUGGUGCCACCCUCCCAAGUCUAGGUGACCAAGUUAUUUUGGCACCUGAGGCAGACAAAUCUUACAAGCACCUCCCUCCCUGGCAGUAAAGAUGCAAAAUAACAAGGAAAACUUAAAAGAGCCAGCAACUUGCUGCCCAGUUAUGACUCUCCGAAUUAUGUGCCUGAGCAAGCUGCUUUACACUGUUUUGUGGUCAGGUCAGCCCUGUCAGAGGUGAGCUGCUUCAUCCUGCCUAACAAUUGGGCCGGCCCUACCACUGACCUGAGCAGCUACCUCCUACAGAGUCAAAGCCACUGGUCCUCCUACCUAAGUACUGUCUAUACAGACUGACAGUGAUGCUCUAGGGUUUCAUCCAGGACUCUUGCCCAGCCCUGCUUGGAAAGCCCCUGCACACAAAACGGAUAUUCCCUGUCAGCGAGCGGCAGCCUUUCCAAAUGACAUGCACAAGGUUAGUGAUGUGAGGUUAUUUCAAGUGGGUGUUCUAUAGAAUGUCAAAGGGAAGAGAGUCUAGUGACACAGACAAGGCAGUCAAUUCCUGUCAGAAAGCAGAGUGUGGCAAAUGACACCCUUUCACAUCCCUGGCCAUUACCAUGGCCUUUGGCCAGGCAGUCACAGGGGAGUGCGGAUGAAAUGCAGUUAAGCUGCGGCAAGAAAGCUUGCAAUGGAUGAAAGCUGCGUCCCACAUGAUUCUAACACAAUUUCAGUUCUUUAUUUAAGGAACUUAUGCACCCUCCUUUAUAAGGGAUGGGGGAAGCGCUGUAGUCUAAACUACUGAGCCUCUUGGGUUUGCCAAUCGAAGCUCAGCGGUUUGAAUCUGCGCGAUGGAGUGAGCUCCUGUUGCUCUGUCCCAGUCCCUGCCGACCUAGCAGUUCAAAAGCAUACCAGCAUGAGUAGAUAAAUAGGUACCGCUGUGGCGGGAAGGUAAACAGCGUUUCUGUGUGCUCUGGCCUUCAUCACAGUGUUCCGUGCACCAGAAGCGGUUUAGUCACGCUGGCCACAUGACCCAGGAAGCUGUCUGUGGACAAACUCUCACUCCUUCAGCCUGAAAAGUGAGAUGAGCGCCACACCCCAUAGUUGCCUUUGAUUGGACUUAGCCAUCUAGGGGUCCUUUACCUUUACCUCAUCUUACACCCUCCUUCAUAAGGUUUACAAUGCAAAUUAAAAUAAAAAGCAACAAUAAAAGAUACAGCUGAACAAUUUAGAUCAGUAAAGCAAAUGGCACUAUCAAAUCAUGAAUAAAACAGCAAAGCAAAAAAAAAAAUUCAGACAAGAAAACGUAUUGCUAGCCUUCGGCUUAAGAGGUAACCGAAUGGGAGCAGGAAGCAUUUAAGAGCUCAACACUUGGCGUUUUCUUUAACUCAUUUUCACGUGAACAGUAGGAAGGAGGGCAGGGCAGAGAGAUGUGGCUUGGGCGUGAGGCGAUGCACGGAUACCAUGCACAUCCUGUGUGGGGAACAUUGUGAGAGACAGCACAGCGUUUGUCUGUGUGCAAUCUGGGUGUCCUUGUGUGCCGUCGUGUCUUGCGUUUCUGUUGCUGUGUAACUAUUCUCGCAGCAGCUUGUUAGUUGCAGAGGUCCUUGUGUGUGUGUGUGCUUUUUCCCUCAUGCACAGAAACAGUGUGUAGCAAUGCGAAAGAGCCUUGGUACAUAGCUGCUUGCCUGAUAUGCCUUUGCAAUAUGCACAUUUGUGUACGUCCACAUACCUCUGUCUUUCCGCUGGCUUCACCUGCGACCACCUGUCCCUGAGAACCCUACUUCCUGAGUGACCCUCGCCCUGUGCUGCCGGCAGCUGCCCUUCUUCUCUGCCUCUGCCAGGGAACUUGCCUGCCAUGUGCUGUGGGGGUGUACUGCACUCCCAGCCUCCCUUUGCUGGUGCUGCUGUGGACUCCGGCGGCUGCUAGAUGUCCCAGCAAGCAGGACAAUGUUUGAAUGCCCGGGUCUGAGUCCCGGAGAUGCCAGGCGGCUCCAUGUCUGCGAGAGAACAAACCUGCUUCUUGUUGAAUUUAACACAGUUUCUUGUUCCAGCCGGGAUGCCAUGGAAGCCGAGCUGUGGACAGGACAAGGCUGCAGUGCCCCCUGGAUGUACCACAGUGUGGCUGGGCAGUACACGCUCUUGGAGAAGCAACUCGUCUCUGAUUUUUCUCCCGCUCGCCGUGGCCUGGGCGCCCGCGUCCUGCAGGAUUCAACCAACUGGCACGAUGCUCAAGUCUUCCCGCCUCGCUGGGGCCCGCGGAGGCCGGAGGGCCGCUGGUUCUCGGGGAAGGAUCCGAGCAAGGCGGCAUCUCCCCCCAAGGCGCCAAGGCAGCCCAACCCGCCUUACGACGGGCUGCCCCCGAUGUGCAGGAGAGACGUGAGCAGCCAGGCGGCAAAGGGCGCCGCCGACGGCUGCAGAUGGAGCCGAGGAGCCCCCAAGAGCAAGGGCGAGCUCCCUGCCCGGGCCCCUCCAAGCUACGAGGCCCACAUGCUGCUGCGUCUCCGGGCCGGGCCGGGCCCUCGGAAGGAGAACUGGCCUCGCCCGCCGCCCUAUAUUGCUCCGCCAUCCUACGAGGCGCCCCACCGCACCGUGCAGCCCAAGCAGCGCGCCAGCAAGGAAGCCUCGACGGCGAAGCCCAGCCAGGCGGAAGCCCCCAAGAAAGGCCGCGGGGGAACCAGGAGAGCCUGCGAGUCCGGGCCGGCGGGGUGGAAGGCAGGGCGAAGCCCGUCGAAGCUGCCUGGCAGCUGGAGCUACCUCUCCGGAGCCACGACGUGGGGAGGAGGCUUCGGGGCGCAGCCGGAGCCAGCAGGGUCCCGCUACCCUUUGGGGGCCUGCUGGGACGCGAGCCCCCAGCACCGGGGCCACACCCUGCCCAGGGCAACGAAGAGGGGCGAGCCUGGCCGACCCCACGCUGGCCGUCCCCUCCAGCACACGCUCCCUGCCGGCUGGGGCUUCAGCCACGCAGCUGGCUGGCCUGAAGCCGCCGCCGUCGAAGGUGAGAGCAGAGCAGCGGGCGAGCGGCGUAGGGGCAGCUUCCCCAAGUGGAAGGAGCCGGGAGGGAGCCACGCUCACAGAUCGACGCCCCGAAGGCGCGGAGGUCUGUUUGUUAUUGACGCCACGUGCGUGGUGAUCCAAGCCCACUACAUCCCGCCCCCUCGGACGGAGCGGGUCCGCUACCUGGGCCGCGAAGAGACCGGCGCCGCCCCGCCCCCCGGCUCCCCGGCCCCGGCGUCGAUGGAGGAGCGAGCUGCUCGCAUCCUGGGUCUCUCCGUCAGCGAGCUGGGCUUCGCCGGGGCGGGAGGAGGAGGAGGAGAGGCCCCGGGGCCAGGGAGCCCUGCGCGCGGGGCGGCGGGGAGCUGCGCGAGCGACGCGGCUCCCUUCGGGGAUGCGCGUGCAGUGGGGCAGCCUCCGGGGCCUCCUUCGGCCCCGGCCAGCCCCGCGAAGCCCUUAGCAGCCCCCGACGGGUCCCAGGCUGGGCCUACGGAGCUAGCCGGGCUGGCGUGCCCCAGCCAGAGAGAGGCAGCCGCUCCUGGCCAGGAAGGCGGCUGCCUGCCCCGAGGCGGAAAAGAAGCCGAGGCAAAGCCCGCGCUGCCCUCGCCAAGCAGAUCCUACGUCCGGGAUCUGAAGGAAGCCAUGUCGAGGAUCCGCCGGCACACGGCGCCGGAUUCGGACACGGACGAGGAGCUGGAGCAGGAGCAGGAGUGGCAGCCGGCCUCCGGGCGAGCAGCCUGGAAGCGGCGGCUGGGCGAAGGGGCCCUCUGCUACAGCAGCAGCAGCAGCAGCCUCGACAGCAGCAGUUCCAAUGCCACCGUGGUGCCCGGGAGCGCCCCCCUUGGCCUGCGGAAGGGGCCCGAGUCCGGCUGGGAGCUGCCAGCUGCGGGGGGAAGGGGCUUGAGCCAGGCCGAAGCAGGACCACAGCCAUGAAAUGGCGGAGAAGAGAGACUGUGACACCCGCGUCAGAGCCCCAUACCCGCCAGCACCCCCAACCCACCCCGUCUCCCAAGUGCCUGGUAUCCCUAUGCCUCUGCCCAGCUCCUUCUCCUUGCCACAGGCUCAGGGACACACGUGUGUUCAGGGCCCCGGAGUGUGGAUGUGGAAGGAUAUAAACGUAGUUGUAACACUUCCCAUAUCAGGUUCUGUACUCAAGUGUGUGUUUGGUGUAAGAAUGGAGCCUACAUGUUCAGAGGCAGUAUAUCUGAUUACUAGAUGCUAGGGAGAACCUAGAGGAUAGCCAUCGCUGUAACACCCUAUAAUGCUGAAUCUCCCAGGAACCUCCUUGCCCGGCCUUAGUUCAGGGAUGGGGAAGCUUAGGUCUCAGGGUCAGGGCCAAUUGUGGCCUUCCAGGCCUUUCUGCCUGACUCUCGGGACUCUCUCCUGGCCACACAUCCCACCGGCUCCUCUGCGCACUCUUCUUGGGUGCUUUUGCCAGCCUGGAGUGUGUUGCUGAAUACUAGCAAUGCUUCUUGCUUGCCUGGACAGAGGGUAGAGAGGGCUGCCCGAGUGCACAUAGAAACUAGGCACCUGCACAAAGGUAAACAUUUGUUGCUCCACCUACUUUUGCUUCUGACCCCGCCUCCAUGCGGCCCCUGGAUAGAAGGGAAUGUGGCCCUUGAGCUAAUAAAGGUUCCCUGCCUUAGCUGGAGACAGACAAGAGCGGGGAGAGCAGGUCCCUUUGGUUUGAUCAGGCAAGGCUGUCCUUACAUAGCAGGGAUAUUUCCAACAAAGCUACCAAGAUGUUUUCCCCCUGCUUUUCUAUGUCCAUAUGAUUAUUGCGGUCCAUGUGUGCCAGGUAUUCAGGAACUAAUAAUAAUAAUAAUAAUAAACGUGUCUUUCAAACACAGAAGCUGGAUGAUGCGUUCUCAGUUUGAUUAAGCCAAGAGAUACAUCAUUUCCUCCGAACACCCCAAAGAAAUACAAGUUAAGAUCCAUACAUCAACAUUUCAGGAGAGAAUUAAUAGAAGAAUG